This is a messenger RNA of Thrips palmi, 1069 nucleotides long. RefSeq names its product translation initiation factor IF-2-like. The transcript has 6 exons. The record is from RefSeq and is a predicted model, not a curated record. NCBI's taxonomy places the organism in Eukaryota, Metazoa, Arthropoda, Insecta, Thysanoptera, Thripidae. The coding region runs from base 257 to 1069 and encodes 270 amino acids.
GCAAGAAAAGACAUUGUUUGGAACUCAAUGCAAAACUCGGGGUGUCUGUGCAACAUUUAGCAAGAAAAAUAUGAAGGACACGAAACAAAACCGACAUAUCAUGAUCAUCAAUCUCAGAAGGGGGCAGUAAGGAAGGAAUCACAUGGCAACACUGCUGGCCGACAUUGCGAAAUUGUGUGCGUAACAUGAACCUGGACGAACUGUGCCGUUCCUGUACCCCCGCCUACGCGAGCUCCACACCGACCCCAAGGGCCCCAUGGAGUCCGACUGCAAGACGGAGCGCGCCCGGCCUCCCCUGUCCCCGCUGCCCAACGCGCUGCGCUGCUGCCCCAGGGACGACACCGUCUGCACGUACUGCGGGGUGUCGUACUUGGUGCUGCACGAGAUUGCCGACCUCGAGGCCAAAAUACUUUUACUUGAAAAGAACCAGGAUGGCGAAGUGGAGUGGGCGCGCGGCGCGCUGCAGGCCGCCUGUCAGGCCCUGGUGGAGAGGGAGCUCAGCAGCGCCCGGGCCAGCGCGGAGAGCCGCAUCCAGGCCCUGGCCGAGGUGUACGACCAGGAGCGCGCCGAGACGCGCGACCAGCAGCGUCAAAGCGUGGGGCUGCAAGAGGAGGCGGAGCGGUGCCGGCGCGAGGCUGAGCACGCGCGGCGCGAGGCGGACCAGCUGACGGCGUCCUUGCAGGAGGCGCGGACGCAGGCCGAGGCGCUGCGGACGCAGGUCGGCGAGGAGGCGGUGCGCACGGCGCGCGGCCGCGAUAAGCUGCGAAUGCUCACCGGCCAGGCGGAGCUGUGGCGCGGCGUGGCGCGCUCCCUGGAGGAGGAGAAGGUGGUCCAGGAGAAGAUGCUGUCCGAGCUGAAGGAGCAGCUGCGCCAGCUCCGCGUGGCCAAGGCGGUGGAGCCGUCGCCGCAGCGGGACGAGGAGGAGAAGCGGCGGGUGGCGACGGAGUGCGUGUCGCUGCGCGGGGCGCUGCGGGACAGCCAGGAGGAGAUCGCCUCCCUUCGCGGCCAGAGGCUGGCUCUGCAGGUAGGGACACUGCAAAGCACUGCACACUCCUCAUUGGUUCCGUGA